AUGCCGCCUCGAGAAAUCGCCCCCGGUCGCUCGUGCCUCGAAUGCCGCCGCCGCAAGAUCAAGUGCGACCGAUUACACCCAUGCUCCUAUUGCGUCAAGGUCAGGAUCAAUUGCAAAUAUCCUGCGUCGCGCCGCGCUGGUGAAAACUACGAUGCGCUUAGUCGUGUCGCAUCACUCGAGUCCAAGAUAGUAGCUCUUGAGAAGCGCCUAGCCGAAGUCGAGGAGCCGUCGCUGUCGCGAUCGGCGUCUGGCUCGAAGCUGUCAGCACGAUAUGGAGGCAGUAAUCGAUUUCAAGACACUGAAUAUAGUGAAGUCAGAGUGCUCAGGGUACAGGGAGACGGAGCAAUGUCCGUUCUGCCAAGCUCCUCUCUAGCUGAUACUGCUGGCACUCGGUCAUCAAUGCUCCUGCAGCCCCAGGCUGCUGUCGAUCUCGGCCUAUUUCGCCCAACACCAAGCACAAUCGCGGGCCUCUGGCAGAGGUACCUGGAGAUCGUAGACCCCCUGCUGAAAAUAUUUCACACACCGACUGUGCAGAUGUUAGUCUUUCAGGAAAUUCGGAGUCGCGACAAGUUGGACCUAGCAUCGGAGUGCCUGCUGUUUGCGAUUUAUUAUGCGACUGUGGCAGCCAUGACCCUGUCGAACCACGUGAGCCCGCUCCUGGUUGUCGCUAAUAGCCAGAUAACCGCCCGAAACGACCCAGACGGGCCCGACGUCUACGCCCUCGUCGGCCUCGCCACUGGAAUAGCCCUCAAAAUGGGCCUCAACCAGGACGCUGAAGCGCAGGGGUACCCGCCAUUUGAGGUUGAGAUACGCCGUCGGGUGUGGUGGCAGCUCUUUACUCUAGAUAUCCGAGUCGCAGAGGAUAGGGGCUCAGAGCCGUGCAUACUGGAAUCUUCAUUCAACACCCGCCUACCAUCCAACGUGGCAGAUACGACCAUGCAUCCCGCCAUGAGUAGACCGCCGCGUGGACAGGGUCGAACGGAAAUGCUGUUCAGUCUAGUGCGCUUCGAAGGCAGUUACUUUGCACGGCAGAUGGUAUUUUCCGAGAGGUUCCGCGCAGAAAAUUCGUACGCCCGAUUAUCGUCGAACGAGAGGCGCCAUGCAAUAGAUCUGUUUCAGGAGAGGAUUGAGAAGCAGUAUUUGGGGGUUUGUGAUGAGAGUGUUCCGCUGGAUAGGGUGACCGUGCAGUCUAUCAGGCUUAUCCUCGCUAAGCUUCGGCUUGUGGUAGCGGCAGGCGCGGAGGCUGAGGAGAGCACCGCCUCGAAAGGACGAGCCAGUGCACGUUCAGCCAGAAACUGGGCUCAGAUUUUGCAGGAUGCAGAGGCACUACGGGGUUACGCAGAGGGCAAGCAGUGGCUGUGGCUGUUCCAGGCGUACAUUGAAUGGGAUGGCCUUGCCCACCUACUUGAGUAUCUUCGCGCAGACCCUUCUCCAGAGGAUAACGAGCAAUGGGAAUUAACUAACAGAGUCUACUCAUACUGGACAGAGGAACAGAGUUUCCAGCGAGACGGGCGUUGGAAGGCGAUUCAAGACCUGUGGGCUGAGGUGGUUGAAAGACAACUAGGGCCAUAUACCCCUUGA
Messenger RNA from Aspergillus nidulans FGSC A4, 1581 nucleotides. RefSeq names its product transcription factor domain-containing protein. The record is from RefSeq and is a predicted model, not a curated record. Gene Ontology annotation, biological process: DNA-templated transcription; regulation of DNA-templated transcription; regulation of transcription by RNA polymerase II. The transcript is spliced from 2 exons. Gene Ontology annotation, cellular component: nucleus. Bases 1 to 1581 code for a protein of 526 amino acids. Gene Ontology annotation, molecular function: zinc ion binding; DNA-binding transcription factor activity, RNA polymerase II-specific; DNA binding. NCBI's taxonomy places the organism in Eukaryota, Fungi, Ascomycota, Eurotiomycetes, Eurotiales, Aspergillaceae.